ACGGCCGCAGCGGCUCGACGACGACAAAUAUCGUAAGGUCGAGCACGAGGAGGCCCAUUGGUAGUUUCGGCAGAAUGACCUCGCUAACGAGGCGUCGACGAAGCUCAGCGGGCAGGCAUCAACUUAUCAGUAUCCUCGUCAUUGUGCUACUUGCUAUGUGCGCCUUUACUCUGCUUUUCACCCUCAAUACAACUCGAGAAUGCAUCCAAGAAUCAUAUCCAAAUGUUUGUUUGACCGAAGAAUGUGUUAGAACAGCGGCAAGUCUACUGUCAGCAAUGGACAGGUCAGCAGCUCCGUGCACAGAUUUCUUUCAAUACGCCUGCGGCACUUGGAAUCGUCUACACGUCAUACCGGAGGACCGCAGCUCCGUAUCGACUUUCGAGGUUCUCGCCGACCAGCUCCAAGUGAUCCUCAAAGGACUGCUCGAGGAGCCGCCAGAGCACGGCGACAGCAAUGCCACCCUCAAGGCCAAGCUCUUCUACAAGUCCUGCAUGGACAUCCCGAGGAUCCGCGAGAUCGGAGACGCGCCGCUGAGGGAGAGGCUCCGCUCGCUUGGAGGAUGGCCAGCGGUCGAGGGUGAACUCUGGCGAGAGCCGGGAUAUCCAGUCGAGGAGCUCUUGGGAACGCUGCGAGGCGAGUACAACGAGGGCGUUCUGCUCGAGCAGUGGGUCGGCCCCGACGACAAGAACUCCUCCACGAACAUCCUCCAGCUUGACCAAAUGCAACUAGCUUUGCCAAGCCGUGACUAUUAUCUCAAGAAGAGCAGUGACAUCCAGCUAUUCGCUUAUCAUCGUUACAUGACCAACGUUGCCGUACUUCUGGGCGCUGAUCCAAAGAACGCAUCGGAAGAAUUUGAAAAAGUGAUCGCAUUAGAAAAGGAACUGGCUAAUGCAUCGCUUCCGGAGGCAGAUCGACACGACACAUCGGCCAUCUACAAAAAAUUGACGUUGCGCGAGCUACAACGAGAAGUGCCGCAGUUACGAUGGCGAACCUACCUCGAGAAAUUUCUCGUAUCUCCAAUUACGGACGAGGAGCCGGUGGUCGCCUAUGCGAUGCCAUACUUCGUGCAAAUGGGUCACAUUAUCCAGAAAACGCCCCGAAGGACGCUCCACAAUUACAUACUCUGGCGGCUGGUGAUGUCGAUAAUGCCACACAUGAUCGACGACUACCAGCAGAAGCGCAUAGAAUUUCGUAAGAUCCUCCUGGGGAUCUUGAGCGAGCGCGUGCGCUGGUCCCGGUGCGUCGAGUGGACGAACAAGAAGCUCGGGAUGGCCGUCGGUGCUCUCUUCAUACAGGAGAAUUUCAAUCACGAGAGUAAGGAGACGGCGCUGGAGAUGAUUCACACGCUGCGCGAAGCCUUUAACGAGCUACUCGCGGAAAAUCACUGGAUGGACGAUGAGACGAGGGCCGUAGCGAAGAGCAAGGCCGACUCGAUGAACGAGCGCAUCGGUUAUCCCGAGUUCCUCAAAGACCAAAUAUGCCAAAUUAUUCAUACACUUUUGAACAAUCUGCCAUAGCUCAAUAUUACUGAAGAUCGAUUCCUGCAGAAUGUAUUUGCUGUCUUAAAGUACGACGCUUAUCAUAAUUUACAAAAACUUCGGCAACCAGUGGACAAGGACAAAUGGUCAACGGAACCUGCAGUUGUCAACGCUUUCUAUAAUCCCAACAAAAAUGACAUUGUAUUCCCCGCCGGAAUACUGCAGCCGCUAUUCUACUCCCAACAUUUUCCAAAGUCGUUGAAUUACGGGGGCAUUGGCGUGGUAAUCGGGCACGAGAUUACCCACGGCUUCGACGACAAGGGCCGACAGUUCGACAAGGACGGCAACAUGAUGCAAUGGUGGAACAAUGCAACUGUGCGGGCGUUCCGCGAGCGGGCACAAUGUAUUGUCGACCAGUACUCCAGGUACAAGGUCCAGGAGGUCGACUUGUACGUCAACGGUAGGAUGACCCAGGGCGAGAAUAUUGCUGAUAACGGCGGCCUCAAGCAGUCCUUUCGGGCCUACAAGAAGUGGGUGGCGAGCCACGGGGAGGAGCCGCUUUUACCGGGCGUGAAUCUCACGCACGACCAGCUCUUCUUCUUGAACUACGCGCAGAUCUGGUGCGGCUCGAUGCGCCCGGAGGACGCGUUAACGAAGAUACGCAGUAGCGUGCACUCACCGGGCCCCGUCCGAGUACUCGGACCUCUCUCCAACAGCGAGGACUUCUCCAGGGCCUUCAACUGCCCCAAGGGCUCGCCCAUGAAUCCGACUCACAAGUGCAACGUCUGGUAGUUGAGAUCCGAUCGAGCAAUUGCAAAUAUUUCCAAAACUGGUCCAAGAUGCUCUACUUGAGCCACGAUGAAAGCCAGAGCGAAAGCUGAAAGAAAAGUGCCAGAUCCGAGAAUGGAA
Molecule: messenger RNA, 2387 nt
Organism: Ceratosolen solmsi marchali
Lineage: Eukaryota; Metazoa; Arthropoda; Insecta; Hymenoptera; Agaonidae
Product: membrane metallo-endopeptidase-like 1
Exons: 12
Biological process (GO): protein processing
Cellular component (GO): plasma membrane
Molecular function (GO): metalloendopeptidase activity
Source: RefSeq, a predicted model, not a curated record